GAGCGAGGGGCUCGGGCCCUGCGCGUGGUCUGAGCGCGCCCGGUAGCGGGGAGGGUGCGUGAGCGCGGGGCGGGAGAGGCGGCCGCCGCCUGCGCACGGACGGGGUGCGCGCCUCGCGAAAAGUCCCCAGCAAAUCUGUUUUCAUUAAAGCAUGGAAUACAGAAAACAACAAAGAAGUUCAGCUAGUGCUCUGGUCUCAUCUGGAAUUCUGCAGCCCCAGCCUCUGACACCUGUCCAGUGUACCGAAUGAGUGAAUGAAAUGUCCUCCAAUUGGUAAAGCUGUAAUGCAACAGACAGAAGUCCAGCCUUCUGCUGUUCUGCCUGAUGGGUGUGGUCUUUGCUCUGCUCCAGUUUUCCUAGCUUCUCCGGAUCCGGCCAUCCUGUUGCCUCUUCCCACAGGCUGCUCUGUCAUGGCAUUCUCUCAGACCACCCACCCCUGAGUGCAAAGAAAUUUCAAGCAUUCUGACGACUACCGCUUACUACUGAACGUUCAGUUGGUAAAAUUGAAGGUCUUCCGCUCACUCAGAAAAAAGAAAUCCAGAAGAAGAAGAAGCUGAGCCACGUGCUUCUGAGCUGCUGUGUAUGGCCCUGGCUCUCUUGACCACACUCCCCAGUAGGAUGUCACUGAGAUCCCUCAAAUGGAGCCUCCUGCUGCUGUCACUCCUGAGCUUCCUCGUGAUGUGGUACCUCAGCCUGCCCCAGUACAAUGUGAUAGAGCGCGUGAACUGGAUGUACUUCUAUGAGUAUGAGCCCAUUUACAGGCAAGACUUUCGCUUCACGCAAGAGCAUUCAAACUGCUCUCACCAAAACCCAUUUCUUGUCAUCCUGGUGACCUCACACCCCUCCGAUGUGAAAGCCAGACAGGCCAUUAGAGUUACCUGGGGUGAAAAAAAGUCUUGGUGGGGAUAUGAGGUUCUUACGUUUUUCUUACUAGGCCAACAGGCUGAGAGGGAAGACAAAAUGUUAUCAUUGUCCCUAGAGGAUGAGAACCUGCUCUACGGUGACAUCAUACGACAAGAUUUUUUAGACACAUAUAAUAACCUGACCUUGAAAACAAUUAUGGCAUUCAGGUGGGUCAAUGAGUUCUGCCCCAAUGCCAAGUACGUCAUGAAAACAGACACUGAUGUCUUUAUCAAUACUGGCAAUUUAGUCAAGUACCUUUUAAAUUUAAACCAGUCAGAGAAGUUUUUCACCGGUUAUCCUCUAAUUGAUAAUUAUUCCUAUAGAGGAUUUUACCAGAAAGCCCAUAUUUCCUAUCAGGAGUAUCCCUUCAAGGUGUUCCCACCCUACUGCAGUGGGUUUGGUUAUGUGAUGUCCAGAGACUUGGUGCCAAAAAUCUAUGAGAUGAUGAGUCACGUAAAACCCAUCAAGUUUGAAGAUGUUUAUGUUGGGAUCUGCUUGAAUUUAUUGAAAGUGGACAUUCACAUUCCAGAAGACACAAACCUCUUCUUUUUGUACAGGAUUCAUUUGGAUGUCUGUCAACUCAGACGUGUGAUUGCAGCCCAUGGCUUUUCUUCCAAGGAAAUCAUCACAUUUUGGCAGGUUAUGCUAAGGAACACCACAUGCCAUUAUUAAUUUCAUGUUCUACUCAGAACUUAGAAAAGGACAGGACACUUUGUGGGAAGUGCCAGAGUUGGCACUGGAGUGGAACACUCCUGAGAAGGUCGCUGUGUUGGUUUGCUCUGAACUGAAAUUCAUGACGAACCCAUAGACUAGAGACUGCAGGCUUACACUUUACUUGUGUUAUAUUUUGACAGAAAUCAAAUCAGGCCCUUUCAAGAUGAUAUUGAGAGGCAUGAAACAAAGUCUUUUGUUAAUAACAGGACCAAACAGUUGGAAUAUAUCAUUCUGUAGACUAGAACUUCUUAAAGGGGUUUUAUUAAAUUAUAAGCUCAUUCGUUCAUAACAACAAAGCAACGUGGAGCUCUAUUUAUUGAAUAGUCUAGUCAGUUAAUGGUUUUGUGUAUCUCUUAUGUGGAUUACCAGUUUUAAAAAUAUAUAGUUCUGUGUAAAAACUUAGAGUUAUACCAAACUAUUACCUGUCUUUGGUCACUCAAGCAGGUACCUCAAGAUGUUGCAGUAUUUCAGAGUUAUCAGUUAUUAUUUAAUAUUGCUUAGAAAUUUUUGAGUGUUUAAAUGUUAUGUUUUUUUUUCAAUACUGUAUAAAAAGAAUAGUGAAUCACUCUUUACAUUUGAAGUCUUUUCCAGUUACUUCACUAAUGAGUUAUUGAUAACUCCAUUAAUGUAAAGUCAUUGGUCAUUAUUGUGUAUCAGUGAUCUCUUUAACUUUGAUAAAUAUUUUAUUGUGGUAAUAUAGAGAAGAAUGAAAGGGAGAAAAUCUAAAUUAUUGUCUUGUUUUUAAAAAUAUAAUCCCCAGUGUUUUGAGAUGACACUUCAUGGGUCUCAUUUUCUACCUGGGAAUUAGGAUUAAUAUAGAAUGCCAGGCGGUAUGUUUCCUUUGGGAAAGGACUCUAAAGGCAAAAAAGAAAAGAAUCUGAUGGUCAGAAUACAUUGAAAGGAAUGUCGUUAUUCUGGUACUUGAGUUGGAAAGAGAAGACUAAAGAUUUGAGUUACAUUACUAAUCUCCGUGUGUUUUCUCAUUAGCAAUCAGUUUGAGAAUAAAGAGGAAAAAAACCACAAUGCUGCUCUAUUGUUAUUAGUUUCACAUCAAGAGGAAGCCCUAAUGUGUGGUCUAAAAUCAAAGUGGCUUUUCAUGUCAUGUAGGAGUAUAUUUAUUUUUUUUAUGGAAGCAGUGAUGUCUCUUUCGUUGGAUCUGUUACUAGUAGAUUAAAGAGGAACACUUGUUCCCCAUAUUCUUGGGAUUGUGCAAUUUCCUAUUAUGACUGACAUGGACAAUUGAUUCCUUUUUUCUCGAUUACAUGAUGGCAAGCGAUCAAAUCCUUUGGCAGAAAAUACAAACUUGAAAGUACAUAGUUAGCUCUUGUAAUACACAAAUAUUUGUAAUUCUUCUAUAAGAACAAGUUUCAAUUAGAACUAUUGUAAUUUAUGAUUCUCUAUAACAAGGCUAUUUCCAUUUCCCUGGUCUCAGACCUGAUUCAGUCAUAAUAAAAUCAAUUCAGUGA
This is a messenger RNA of Eptesicus fuscus (big brown bat), 3083 nucleotides long. RefSeq names its product beta-1,3-N-acetylgalactosaminyltransferase 1 (globoside blood group) (gene B3GALNT1). Lineage: Eukaryota; Metazoa; Chordata; Mammalia; Chiroptera; Vespertilionidae. The transcript is spliced from 5 exons. Gene Ontology annotation, molecular function: N-acetyl-beta-D-glucosaminide beta-(1,3)-galactosyltransferase activity. The coding region runs from base 583 to 1575 and encodes 330 amino acids. The record is from RefSeq and is a predicted model, not a curated record. Gene Ontology annotation, cellular component: membrane.